Molecule: messenger RNA, 1819 nt
Organism: Drosophila hydei
Lineage: Eukaryota; Metazoa; Arthropoda; Insecta; Diptera; Drosophilidae
Product: mitochondrial ornithine transporter 1-like
Exons: 4
Coding region: 451-1713 (420 amino acids)
Biological process (GO): mitochondrial L-ornithine transmembrane transport
Molecular function (GO): L-ornithine transmembrane transporter activity
Source: RefSeq, a predicted model, not a curated record
UUAUAUAUAUAUUUUAAAUAAUAUGAUGUUCAUAGCUUUGGCAUUUCCUUCCAAAUUUUGUUGAACAAAAUGCACAAGUUUUGUUUCCAUAUGCAGUGCACAGUUAACAGAGAGGCAACAUCGCGAAUUAACGAAACCAUACGAAACGACAUUAUCAGCAAGCAAGCAACGCAUUCUACUGACAAGAACGAUAAAAGCUGGAGUCAAAAACGAUUGCGAUAACCAAGAACGAUAGACCGCAAGCGAACGACAUUUUUAAGAUACCAUUUGGGGGAGAGUGUGUGUGUGAGAGCGAAAUAGAGAGUGUGUGAGAAAGAGAGAGAGAGAGAGAUUGAGUGGGAAAAAACCACUGCGAGAGAGCGCGUGCGAGAGCACUAUCAUGACGAAAUUGCUAUUCAAUGAAUGAGAUAGCAAAUAGACAAUUGUUGAGAGCACACCGAGCAAAUACAUAUGACGCCGACCCCGGUGGAGAUAGCAGCAGCGACGUCAACGCCGCUAAGAGAGCACAAUAAUAAUGAACAUAAUGGGGCGGCGACGACAGCGCAGUCGUCGCUGUCACCACCCGAUAUUGGCAGCACGACAGUGGGCAGCGAAAUGCUGAUAAUGACGCCAGAGCAAAUUGCCGAGGCUUAUGAAAAAACGGUUCAAGAAGAAGAGAAAAAGAGAGCAAAAGCCCAAGAGCGCCAUUCGUUUUUUCAUACACCCAAUAUUUGGAAUGCGCCUACCGCCUUUCAUGAUGGACUCUUGCUGAUAUUCGGAAAAAUUUUGAGAUUCAUUUUACAUUUAGACAUGCAUGGGGGCACGACCGGUAACAACAUCAAUUUCGUCGGGGGUCUCAUUGACUUUUUGGCCGGUUCAUUGGGUGGCGCCGCUCAGGUUUAUGUCUCGCAACCAUUAGAUACUGUCAAGGUAAAACUGCAAACAUUUCCAGAGACCUACAAAGGCAUGCUGGAUUGCUUUUUGAGUACCUACCGAAAAGAUGGAGUUAUGCGGGGUCUGUAUGCCGGCUCUGUGCCGGCGGUAUUUGCAAAUGUGGCAGAAAACUCGGUACUCUUUGCUGCCUAUGGUGGCUGCCAGAAGUUUGUUACCUAUGUCGUUGACAAGGAAUUAACAAGCGAAUUGACAACCACGGAGAACGCAUGUGCCGGAUCAUUAGCAGCAUGCUUCUCCACGCUCACCCUCUGCCCCACCGAACUGAUCAAAUGCAAGCUACAGGCGCUGCGCGAAAUGAAACACUUUGUGGAACCCACUCAGGCGGCGGACAUUCGUACACCAUGGACAUUAACACGUUACAUUUGGCGCACCGAAGGCAUACGCGGCUUUUACCGGGGCUUGGGAUCCACAUUUGUGCGCGAAAUGCCUGGAUAUUUCUUUUUCUUCGGCAGCUAUGAAGGUACACGUGAGCUGCUGCGUAGUAAGGAUCAGACAAAAGAUGAGAUUGGUCCAGUUCGAACCAUGGUUGCUGGGGCCAUUGGCGGUGUAUGUCUAUGGACAUCAACAUUCCCAGCUGAUGUUAUUAAGAGUCGUAUUCAGGUAAAAAACCUAAAUGAGGGCAUGUUCAGUGUCGGUGCAGAUAUUGUCAGACGCGAAGGUGUAUUGGCAUUAUAUCGUGGACUGUUGCCAUCUAUUCUGCGAACCAUUCCAGCUACUGCCACCCUGUUCGUUGUCUACGAAUAUACUAAAAAGGCUCUACAUGGGACAAUAGCUCAAUAACUUGCUGCAAUCGUAACAGGCGUGGGCGUGACCGCGGGCGGUUAUUACAAAUUAGCCCAUGUUUCUGUAUUUCUAUUAUAAAUAUAUCCACUACAAUUUUGUUGUC